UGUUGAGCUCAAUGUAUGUUUGACCACCCAACCUACACUGAAUAUUAUAGUUUUUAGGGGUUAUAUUUUUUUUUUGAUACCUACUUGCAACGAUGGCUAGACUAUUAAUUAUAUUGUCUGUGAUUUUGCUUAGUGCUUACGUAACAGAACAGGUGCAUUUUCUUCAACCAGAGUACAUCAAUAAACUAAAUGAAAAAACAUCGACAUGGAAGGCAGGAGAAAAUUUUCCUCCCGAUACUCCUAUCGAAUAUUUAAAAGGGUUAUUGGGAUCUCGACGUGAAGGAGCUGCAGCCAAAGGUCCAUUCAAGGCCCAAGAUUCCAACUACAAUUCCUUAUUCCACAUUCCCGAAAGUUUCGACGCCAGAAAAAAAUGGAAGCGUUGUAAAACCAUCGGCGUGAUUCGUGACCAAGGAAAUUGUGGUUCAUGUUGGGCUUUUGGCACUAGUAGUGCGUUUUCCGAUCGACUGUGUAUUGCCACAGACGGUGAGUUUAACGAACUGUUGUCGGCCGAAGAACUGACGUUCUGUUGUAAUUCGUGUGGCUUUGGGUGUAACGGGGGAUAUCCCAUUAUGGCGUGGGAAUACUUCAGUAGGAACGGUAUCGUCACCGGCGGAGGCUAUGACAGCAAACAGGGAUGUCUGCCAUAUUAUGUUCCACCUUAUGACGAUGAUGUUCCGGAGGAGAGGAACCACAGGUGCGUUAAAAAGUGUUACGGAAACACAACAAUCGAUUACAAAGAAGACCACAGAUACACCAGCGACGCGUACUACAUUAAACCAGACAGCAUUCAAGAAGACAUUUUGGUAUACGGUCCAGUAGAAGCGUCUUUUGAUGUCUACGAUGAUAUCUACAAUUACAAAUCGGGUGUCUAUAUAAAAUCGGCAAAUGCUACGUACAUGGGAGGUCAUUCCGUGAAAUUGAUCGGAUGGGGCGUGGAGAAUGAAAUUCCAUACUGGCUGUGUGUGAACUCGUGGAAUGAAUCCUGGGGAGACCAGGGAACGUUCAAGAUCCGAAGAGGCACAAACGAAUGUGAUAUUGACAGCUGGGUGACAGGCGGUGUGCCCAAUGUUACUGACUAAAAAUUUACCCAUGUGCAUAUAAUAUUGUUUAUAUUGUAUGAUGAAUAACUUAAUUAAUACAUAAUAUGUAAAAUGGUUUUAAUAAUAAAUGACAACAAUUAAAUCGAACAGAUAAUUUUAAUU
Messenger RNA from Adelges cooleyi (spruce gall adelgid), 1202 nucleotides. RefSeq names its product cathepsin B-like. The coding region runs from base 93 to 1079 and encodes 328 amino acids. Gene Ontology annotation, molecular function: cysteine-type endopeptidase activity. Gene Ontology annotation, cellular component: lysosome. Lineage: Eukaryota; Metazoa; Arthropoda; Insecta; Hemiptera; Adelgidae. The transcript has 6 exons. Gene Ontology annotation, biological process: regulation of catalytic activity. The record is from RefSeq and is a predicted model, not a curated record.